AUGGAUGAGGUUGUUAAAAACGGACCAUUAAAUUAUUGGAAUACAAAUAGUUCAUAUACAAGCAAUAACGAUGAAACUAGUUCUAAUAUUUCAGGUUCAAAUAGUAAUCAAAAUUUAAAUAGUGUAUUAUCUAAUAAUAAUAAUAAUAAUAAUAAUAGUCAAUCUAGUAUUAAUACAUCAGGUAAUAAUAUUAUAAAUAGUAGCAAUAAUAAUUUUUCAGGAAUUUUUUUAAAUAAUAUAAAUAGUAGCACCAAUCCAGAUUCACCUAGAUAUAAAACUAAUAUAAAUAGUAAUGGAUCAUUUAGUGGAUUACCCUCACCAUCCCCACCAAUUUCACCAAGAGCUCAAGUUACCGCACCAAAUCUAUCAAAUUUUAUAACACAACACACACCACCACCAUCUCCAAAAUUAGAGCAUUUAGAAAAUAGACAUUUAAGAUUACAACAUACAAGCCACCUUAUUAGAAAUUUAAGUUUUAGUAGUGUAAACUCAACAUCAUCACUUGACUUUAGGAGGUCACUUCAACAAUCAACAGGAAUACCGAUGGAAAUGAAUACCAAUAAUAACAAUAAUAAUAUCGAUAACAAAGACAGUGUAGAUUUAGAAAUUAAUAAUAGUAAUAGUGGUGCUAGUGGUAUAGAUUCAACUAAAAGCUUUACACCAAGAAAAAAAAGAAGAAAGGAAAAUAGAGCAGUUAGAAGAUUUAGGAGAUCAUUAUCAUCGGUCAUAUCAUCAAACUACUGGAUUUUCAUUAUGAUCAUUUCAAUUAUUUUUGUACUUUUCAUUGAUGAUAUACUGGGUAUAGCAGGCUCACCAAGCAGUAAAGCGUUAGAUAGUUCAAUUAUGGGUGUUAGAAUUGGUGUAAUAGCGUUUUUUAUAAUAGAUAUAAUAUUUAAUUUAUUUUGUUUUAGAGACGAUUAUUUCCCAGGAACCAUCGUUUUUUGGCUCGAUCUAAUAAGUUUGGCGUCAAUAGUAUCCGAUGUUCAUUAUUUUAGUAACUUUUAUGCAAAUUUAGUUUUAUCAAUAACUGUAAAUACAAGAAUCAUUAGAAUAUGUGGUUCAUUCAUUAGAAUUUCUUUAAUUUCAACAUUAUAUAAUAGAUUUUUAAGAAAGCAAACAUCACCCAUUACAGAAGGCCUUGAAGUCGAAGCAAGUAAACUCGGUGAUAAAUUAAUCCGUUUAACAACCAACAAAAUAGUUUUAUUAGCCUUGGCAGUAUUAUUCGCAUCUCAGCUUCUAGUUUAUGAACCAGAUGCACCAGGUAUAUAUAUUAAAUCAACCAUUUCAUCAUUAGAGCACAUGGCAAAUACAUUUGGUAAAGAUUCAGCUUCGUUCAACACAAUGUUCAACGACUAUUUAACUGUAAAUUCAAAACUUUUAUAUGCAAAUAUUAUAAAUGAUAUAGUUUAUGAAAAUAACAAUAGAAUUAGUGAAUUACAAGAAAGAUCAAUUUUAAAAUAUAGUUACUUUAAUUCAGAAAUAUGGAUUGAUAAUUCAUAUUAUAUUAAAUAUAGCUGUAUAUUACAUUUAUGUUUAACUAUAUUUGUAAUUUUAAUUUUAAUUAUUAUCAAUUUAUUAAUUGUCAACGAUGCACAUUGGUUAGUCAUUAAUCCAUUGGAAAAUGUUUUAACAAUUGUAAAAUUAUUAUCAAAACAAAAUUCAACAAUGAUUCAAACCAAUAAACAUAGUGGAGGUGGUAAUAAUAAUACAAAUUCGAAUAAUGUUAGAAACAGGGUAGAGUCCAUUGGUAAUAAGUCAGAUACAGCAGAUACAACAAGUAGUAGUGGUGUCGAUGUGGAAGAGCCCGACGAGGCAGAUUUCCUUUUAGGUGUACUUAAUGAUAUCGAUGAUUCGUUACAACAGGUUCAAGAGAAUCUUAAGGAAGAAGCCAAUCAAAAUACUAUAUUAAAGAAGGAUAUUGAAGAUCUUUAUGUAGAGAAAUAUAUCCUGCAAGUUCAUCUCCGUUCAGUUGUAAGAAAGAUCGACUUCCCAGACCCAAUCGGUAAUUAUUUAAAAAAGAAGCAAGUUUUAUUAUCAAAGCAAAAUCAAGCCAUCAACAGUAGUAAUGAACAUGCUUUCAUUGAUGUAGUUUUAGCAUCACAAAAUGAUGAUAUUAAAUAUAAAUCCAACGAAGACGGAUCAGCAGACUUUAAUAUAAUUCAAUACGCCUCAAUCGAUAAAUUGAUUGAAAAGCUUACAACACCAGAAACACACGAUUUGAAAUUUGCAAAUGUUUUCCUUUUGACCUACCGUAAAUAUUUAUCGCCAUUAGAACUUUUAGAGAGAUUAAUCAUUAGAUUCUGUUCAACACCAACCAUGGAAUUACCAGAAAAGUUAUUGGGUUCGAAAGAGCAAGUAGAAAAAUGGAGAAAGAAUAAACAAGAGCAAAUUCGUAAUAGUGUUUUCAAUACAUUAAAACUAUGGGUUGGUGUAUACAAUUGGGACUUUUAUGAUAAUCCAGAGUUGUCACAAUUGUUGAACAGUUUAGUAAAUGAAAUCAUGCCCUUCUGUAAGAUGGAUAAACAUGCAGCUUAUAUCGACUCGAUCUACAAGAGAAAGAUGAACACAUUCGCUCAAGACCCACCAUUCAUUCCACCACCACCAUUAACACCAGAGGAAAUUGCAGAGCUAAUGGUAAUAGAAGAUAAAAUAUUAUUUACAUUUGACACAUCAGAUUUAGCUAUUCAGAUCACUCUUAUCGAAUUUGACCUAUUUAAAAAUAUAAAAUCAAAAGAAUUUUUAAAUCUUUGUUGGACCAACAAGCAAGAAAAGACAAAGUUAGCACCAAAUGUUAUUAGAUUCAUUGAACAUUUCAAUAGCGUCAGUUUUUGGUUACAAACUCAAAUUGUAAAGAGCGGUAAAGUUAAAGAACGUGUUCAAGUUGUAAAGAAAAUUAUUGCAUUGGGUGAUUCAUUCAUUCAAUUAAACAAUUUCUAUGGUGCAAUGGAGGUUCUAUCGUCAUUAGAGUCCUCAGCAGUAUCACGUCUUCAUAAAACCUGGGAGCAAAUACCCCAAUCAACUGUUCAAUCACUCCAUUCAUUACAAAAACUACUCAGUCCAACCGACAACUUUAAAAACUAUCGUGAAAAAAUUUCAAAAACCACAUCAUCAUGUAUACCAUACAUUGGUCUCUAUCUCAGUGAUUUGACAUUCAUUCACGAGGGUAAUCCAGAUUAUAAAGACGAUCUUAUCAAUUUCUCAAAACAACGUGAAGUAGCCGCAACCAUUAAUUCUAUCAAACAAUUCCAAAAUAUUUUUUACUAUUAUGAACCAAAUCAAGCCAUUAGAAAACAAUUAGAAUUUAAAUCACCUGGUGCCGAUACAAUAUGGAAAAUGUCAUUAACAUGUGAAAAUAAAUCAAAGAAAUAA
Dictyostelium purpureum is the source of this 3369-nucleotide messenger RNA. RefSeq lists its product as uncharacterized. NCBI's taxonomy places the organism in Eukaryota, Evosea, Eumycetozoa, Dictyosteliales, Dictyosteliaceae. Bases 1 to 3369 code for a protein of 1122 amino acids. Gene Ontology annotation, biological process: positive regulation of GTPase activity; Ras protein signal transduction. The record is from RefSeq and is a predicted model, not a curated record. Gene Ontology annotation, molecular function: guanyl-nucleotide exchange factor activity. Gene Ontology annotation, cellular component: plasma membrane. The transcript has 2 exons.